AUGACACGUCCAAAGGCCAUUAUACCUGUUGCUUCUAUCUCCAAGAAGAGGACCCGAACAGGGAAAAAGCUCAAGCCUGAGCAAACCACAGUCGACCGCACAGUCAUACCAGAACGGGGCAUAGUCCUCAGUAGCUCCAAACACGGAGAUCUCGACCGAUGGCUGACCGAGGAUAUAGCAGAACUGGAUUGGGAACUCUUCGUUGAGCCUCCCUCAAGAGCUCGCACCGAGUUCGUGACUGCAUUCUUGGAGGGGAUGAAGAAAGAAGAUCUCCCAAAACUCCUCAUCAGAGGCGUGAAAGUAGACUUCUCCCCUGAAGAAAUCAACGAAGCAUACAACACUGCUUCAGUUCCUGCUGAACAAGAUGAGUUCGAUAGAUACUGUGCUGGCCGAGGAGAUGAGGCCAUAACUGGAGAAGUGCUCCGAGAAAUAGGCUCAGAAGGAGCAACCUGGGGAACCAAGGAAUCCAUCCCUAGGAAGCAACUCAAAUUCGAAGCAAAGGUAUGGAUGCAUUUUAUUAACUCCCGUCUGAUUCCCGUGAGCAAUGACUCUAGAGUAAACUGGGAAAGAGCAGUGCUGGUCUUCUGCAUCUUGACUAAGAAGAAGUUUGAUGUUGGGAGGAUUGUUUACAAACAACUGGUGGCAAAUGCACCAAGAAACUUAAAGGCCAAUAUCCCGAUUUCGGAUGAAAUCAUUCCAGAAGGGUCGGACAUUGAUCAGUCCACGAUAAAAAGAAUCAGAGACAAUGAAGGAUUGGAAAACCUUCUAGCCACUCAAGUGCAAGCCUUAGAAGACACAGUUGGAAGGGAGCUGCAAUCUCUGAAAGAAGCCAGCUUGCUCAUUAACAAAGAAAAGGUGGCCCUGCAGAAUGAACUUGACCAGAUAAAAAAUGCUGGACCACUGCCUCUGAAAAGGAAGAUUGAGGAAGGAGAAGCCUUGCAAAACACGGUGAAAGACCUGGAUAGGUUUCUCCUAUCAAUUGGCGCUUUCAUCGAGCUGAACAUGGCCCCUGACACUAGAUCACGAUCGUUUGAUGACCGCUUGGAUCACACACAAGCAGAAAUCGAGGUUUUGAAGGAACAAAUGACAAAGAAAUUUCAGGAGAUUGCAUGCAAGCUUAAUGCUAUCUUUGAUAAUCAUCGAGACGGCACUGCAACUUCGGGUAUGUCACCUAAUUCCUCUGUCCCGAAAGAUAAUCAAGCAGCACGAAAUGUUCGUCUCAAGGUACCCAAAUUUGAUGGGUCAUGCGAUCCUCAGGGUUGGAUCUUCAAGAUUGAACAAUUCUUUGAAUUUUACAACAUUGAUGUGGAACAGAAGCUUCGAAUCGCUCCAAUUUAUUUUGAUGGCAAAGCUCUGGCCUGGUAUCAAUGGGUACGCAAGAACACCAAUAUUGCUUCGUGGGAACCCUUUAUUCAAGCAUUACAGGUGCGUUUUGGUCCAUCAGAAUUGGAAGACUAUCAAGGACAGCUUUCCAAACUCAUACAGAAAGGAUCCGUCCUAGAAUAUCAAGAGGAAUUUAAAACUCUCUCAAAUAAGGUAAACGGUUUAUCUGAAUCAUUUUUGCUCAGUUGUUUUGUAUCAGGGUUGAAACCUAUAAUUCAACAAGAAGUAGCCUCAUUCCGUCCAUCUUCGAUGACUAGAGCAAUUUCACUAGCUAAGAUCCAAGAAGCAAAACUAUCCUUAAAAGAGGUACCACCUAAACCACAAUCUUCAUAUCCACCUAAACUGCAUUCCCCUUAUCCACCCUUACUUCGUACACCCAAAACUUCAUCCACUCAAUUUACCCCAAAACCCAUUUCUACUGCCAACCCCAAUUAUCAACCAAAACCAUGGACCCAGAAAAUAACCCAGAGCCAAAUGCAAGAACAUGAAGAGAAUUCUCAACUCUCAGAUGAUCCUACGACAGAGGAACCCCACUUUAGUGAUUGGACUCCAACUGAUUGCAGUGAAUCAGUUACACCACAAAUUAGUCUCCAUGCCUUAUCUGGAGUUAUGAUACCUCAAACAUUACGGUUUACUAGCUACAUUGGAAAAUUCGAAAUGAGUCUGCUAGUGGAUGGUGGCAGCACUCACAACUUCUUACAACCCAAAGUUGUAGCAGCUCUCAACUUACCAAUGUCCUCUGAUCAGCAAUUUGAUGUUAUGGUGGGCAAUGGCCAAAUCCUCAAAUGUGAAGGUUUUUGCCAAGCUGUCCCUGUUCAGAUACAACAACAUAUUUUCCUAGUGGAUUUUUAUGUUCUUCCCAUACAAGGUGCAGACAUGGUCCUGGGAGUCCAAUGGCUUCAAAUGCUGGGACCUGUGGUAUUGGAUUAUAGCAAACUCACCAUGGAGUUUGCAUGGGCAGGAAACACAAUUAAGCUACAAGGUGAUAAGCAUACAGUUAUUUCAGCACCUCCACCUGAUAAUUGUUCAGAAGUCCAACUUAUACUCUCAGAAUUUGAGGAGUUAUUCCUUGAACCAAAAGAACUUCCUCCCCACAGAAUACUGGAUCAUGAGAUUCACCUCCAACCACAAGCUUCACCAAUUAAUGUGAGGCCAUAUCGAUAUCCUCACUAUCAAAAGGCUGAAAUUGAGAAACAAAUACAGCAGAUGCUAGAUUUGGGGUUCAUAAGGCUAAGCACCAACCCUUUUUCAUCUCCUGUGCUAUUAGUCAAAAAUAAAGAUGGAUCUUGGAGGUUCUGCAUUGAUUAUAGAGCUUUGAAUACUAUCACCAUCAAAGAUCGUUUUCCUAUUCCAACUACAGAUGAGUUGAUGGACGAGUUAGGUGGCUCACAAUAUUUUUCAAAGCUGGAUUUACGGGCUGGUUAUCACCAAAUCCGUGUUCACCCAUCUGAUGUGCACAAGACAGCUUUUCGUACUCAUCAAGGUCACUAUAAGUUUUUGGUAAUGCCUUUUGGCUUAACCAAUGCUCCCUCUACAUUUCAAGCAACCAUGAAUCUGAUUUUGCAGCCUUUUCUUCGCAAAUUUGUAGUUGUAUUCUUUGAUGAUAUUUUAAUAUACAGUCCAACAUUGGAGCUGCAUUUACAGCACCUUCGAUUGGUCCUCACCACUCUACAGCAGCAUAAGUUCUUCAUCAAGAGGAGUAAAUGUUCUUUUGCACGACAAGAGGUGGACUACCUAGGCCAUGUGGUGACUAUAGAUGGCCUUCGGAUGGACCCUACUAAAAUACAAGUUAUGUUGGAUUGGCUUGUCCCAAAGAACCUCAAGGAAUUAAGAGGAUUUCUAGGCUUAACAGGCUACUACAGAAGAUUUGUUUGUAAUUAUGCAGCCAUUGCAACUUCCCUUACUGAAUUGUUGAAAAAGGAUGCCUUUCUUUGGAGUGCUGCAGCUCAACAAGCAUUUGAAAAGCUCAAAGUUGUAAUGACAACAGCACCUGUAUUGCUUCUGCCUGAUUUUCAGAAAGAAUUCACUGUUGAAACUGAUGCUUCUGACUUGGCAGUUGGUGCAGUCCUUCUUCAACAAGAGCACCCGAUAGCCUAUUUCAGUAAAAAAUCGGCUUUGAGGAUGCAAAAGGCUUCUGCGUAUGUUAGAGAGCUUUAUGCAAUUACGGAAGCAGUGAAAAAGUGGAGACAGUAUCUGUUAGGAAGAAGAUUCACCAUAAGAACCGACCAGAAAAGUUUGAGAGGUCUUUUGGAUCAGGUGAUACAAACACCUGAGCAACAAUAUUACUUGACCAAGCUACUGGGAUUUGAAUAUUCCAUUGUGUAUAAGCCAGGGAAGGACAAUCAAGCCGCGGAUGCCUUAUCUAGGUACCCUGUUUUCAUGUCUCUUAUGGCUGCUGCAACGGUCCAAGUUGAGUUACUUGACACUUUAAGACAAGAGAAUCAUUCUUCCCCCUUCUUUCAACAGAUUUAUAAGAGCAUUGCAGAAGAUCCUAGUUCUAAUGCACAUUAUAAGGCAUAUGAUGGCUUGCUGUUUUAUAAAGGGAAGCUAUUAUUGGAUCCUUCUUCUCCACUGGUUCAUCAGGUUUUACACGAAAAUCACUCAACCUUCAUGAGUGGUCAUACGGGCAUACAGAAGACAAUGGCCAGGGUCUCUGCUAGUUUCAGUUGGCCCAAUUGGAGAGCUGCUGUUAAGGCAUUUGUUAGCUCUUGCAUAACAUGUCAGCAAGUUAAAUAUCAAAACCAAGCACCUGCUGGUUUGUUGCAACCAAUUUCAAUCCCUAGCAAAAUAUGGGAAGAUUUAUCCAUGGAUUUUAUAGUGGGCUUACCUGUUUCACAUGGCUUCACUACUAUUCUUGUAGUUGUUGACAGAUUAUCCAAGCAAGCUCACUUUGGUUCGCUACCCCAGAGGUACACAGCAGCAAAGGUAGCUAACCUUUUUGCCACUAUGAUCUGUAAACUUCAUGGUAUCCCAAGGUCUAUCAUCACAGACAGGGACUCCAUCUUCCUCAGCAGAUUCUGGGUUGAAUUGUUUGUGCAAAGUGGCACCCACUUAAGAAGAACUACAGCCUACCACCCUCAAUCAGAUGGCCAGUCAGAGGUUGUGAAUCGUGUCCUCGAACAAUACUUAAGAUGCUUUGUUGCAGAUUUUCCUAAGAGGUGGUCGAAGAUACUGCAUUGGGCUGAGUAUUGCUAUAAUACUUCUUACCAUUCUGCAGAUGGGAUGACCCCUUUCAAGGCAGUUUUUGGUCGUGAUCCCCCUUCCAUCCUAGAUUAUGUGUCAUCUGAUACAAGAUUAGAAGAAGUAGAUACUGCUCUAAUGGAUAGACAAGCUAUCUUACAGCAACUACUAGAGAAUUUAAUCAAGGCUCAGCAGGCUAUGAAGGAGCGAGCUGAUCGCAAGAGAAGGGAUGUUCAAUACAAGGUUGGAGACUUAGUUUGGGUUCACUUACAACCCUACAGGCAGUCUUCAGUGGCAGAAAGAAUGAGCAACAAAUUAUGCAGAAGAUACUUCGGGCCAUUUCCAAUAGCAAAAAAAGUUGGUCAGGUUGCUUAUAAGCUUGAGUUACCACCUAAUGCAAAGAUACACCAUACCUUUCAUGUUUCUCUUCUCAAACCAUUCAAAGGAGACAACUCUAUAUCUCCACUACCCUUGCCAGACGUGUUCACUAAUGGUAUGCCAGUUUUAGAACCCCAGGACAUUACAGACAGUAGAAUCAUCGCAGUGGAAGAUCAGCAGCAGAUAGAGAUUAAAGUGCUAUGGAGUGGGAUGCCACAUGAGGUAGCAACAUGGGAAGAAUUACAAGAAUUUAGAAGACAAUAUCCACAUUUUAACCUUGAGGACAAGUGUGAUGGACACUCGGUUGCUGUGGAUGGGCUCUCUCCUAGUGGACCAACUGUUAGUGGGUCUCAUGCGUCAGAAGGGAAACCAAUUAUGGAGAGACCAACUGGGGAUGGGUUGGCUGAGGAUGAUCCAAUUGUUGAUGGGCUGACUGAUGUUUAUGGGCCAGUAGCUGCUCUCAAAUUGGUGGACAAUGUACCUAGAAGAAGAGUGGAUCGUAAGGCUCAAAGGAGGAAAGCUUAUGACAACUGGAAGUUGGUUAGCACCUUGGACACGUGGAAGGCUGCCCACGGAGAGGAAAAGUGGGAGAAGGAAUGA
Messenger RNA from Gastrolobium bilobum, 5541 nucleotides. RefSeq lists its product as uncharacterized. Gene Ontology annotation, biological process: DNA integration. Lineage: Eukaryota; Viridiplantae; Streptophyta; Magnoliopsida; Fabales; Fabaceae. The transcript has 6 exons. Gene Ontology annotation, molecular function: nucleic acid binding. The coding region runs from base 1 to 5541 and encodes 1846 amino acids. The record is from RefSeq and is a predicted model, not a curated record.